This is a messenger RNA of Aspergillus sclerotioniger CBS 115572, 515 nucleotides long. RefSeq lists its product as uncharacterized. The transcript has a single exon. NCBI's taxonomy places the organism in Eukaryota, Fungi, Ascomycota, Eurotiomycetes, Eurotiales, Aspergillaceae. The record is from RefSeq and is a predicted model, not a curated record. The coding region runs from base 98 to 478 and encodes 126 amino acids.
UUGCAUGCCGGGACUUUGUUUGCUUGUCGAGGUCUAAUUUCAGUAGAGAAAGUGGUCUCUCAUAGUCUUCGGGGCAGGUAAGCAUGGUAGAACAGUGAUGUAUCUAUGGCGGUGUCUGUUGCCAGGGCUUGUCAUUGAGAAGGCAACAUGUAUCUGCUGUCACUGUGAGUCCUAUGCCGUGCAGCGUAAUCCUUGCUCGUUGAGCAGCAGUCUGCUUGCAAUCGAGAGGGGCAAGGUCGGCCGUAGCCUAAUACAACCCCCGGGAGCAACAGUGACACAUUCGCGUGGUUUGAGGACUUCUCAUGACCAGAGAGCCAAUUUCACUCUUUGUUGCAUCACCACAGCGUACUAUAUCUCGCAAUUCCCUGCCUUGUCUUCCAAUGCAGCUCCACAUCCAAUCGGUGGAUUCGGUCGUGCCAUUUCAUUGAUAACACCGGGAGCAGCGAGUCAUGGUGACUGUAUAUCUAGGACCGUAUAGUGCUUGCGACCGUUGUCCGCGGACGUCCAAUCCAGAA